Messenger RNA from Thermochaetoides thermophila DSM 1495, 2532 nucleotides. RefSeq lists its product as uncharacterized. The transcript is spliced from 2 exons. Gene Ontology annotation, biological process: ubiquitin-dependent endocytosis. The coding region runs from base 1 to 2532 and encodes 843 amino acids. The record is from RefSeq and is a predicted model, not a curated record. Gene Ontology annotation, molecular function: protein-macromolecule adaptor activity; ubiquitin protein ligase binding. Gene Ontology annotation, cellular component: cytoplasm; cytosol; plasma membrane. NCBI's taxonomy places the organism in Eukaryota, Fungi, Ascomycota, Sordariomycetes, Sordariales, Chaetomiaceae.
AUGGGCAUCUCGCGGAACUCAUCCAACAGUCGCACCGCCCGAUCGUCCCCCGCAUUAUCCAAUGCCUCUAAGAAGCAUACCAUAUUUCAGGUUUUCACAAUCCCCUACAAGUUUAUCCGGUUCCUCCGCUCACGAUCUGGCCCUGUCAACGAGUUUUACAUUCGUCUCGUUGACCCUCAUCGUCAAUAUGGCUCUGGAGACGUGGUUAAGGGUGCCGUUAUCUUGACCGUUGUCAAGCCCAUCUGCAUCACACAUCUGGUCGUCUCGCUGCAUGGCUAUGUGCGAAUAUAUAAAGGCACCAAUGCGCCCACUGAUAUCCCCCCUAACCCAAGCGAGCAUGCUGCUAGCAGCGGUUAUAUCACGUUGUUCCACGAGGAAGUGCCACUUUCUGGUGAGGGCAGGCUCGAGCCGGGAAGAUAUGAGUUCCUCUUCGAUUUGGAUAUACCGCAGGGCAGUUUCCCCAGCAGCAUCGAGUUUGAAAAAGGCACCAUCUCAUACGUGGUUACAGCAACCCUGACUCUUCCUACGAGUGACCCCAACAGACUCCCGCGGCAGCAUAGCUGCGCUUGCCACAUCCAAUUGGUGAAGAUGGUGGAUAUCGGAUUCAUUAAAGCGCCACUCCCUCAGAUCAUCUCGCUCGAGCCAAUCUCCAAGAGGCCCAAAAAGAAACGGCCUCCAGAUCCCUCUGCCGAAAGCUCGACCACGAUCAAUACGGCUGUUCCUGGCUCCAGUUCUGAUAUGCUCCGGAUGAGCGGCCACGUUACGGAAGCGGGCUAUGAUCAUACCCAUGAACCCCAUGGAAACAACCCUCAGAACGCAACACAAAGCGACGUGCGUAGCAUCAGCGAUGAAAGUGCUGCCACCAGCAGCACCGCUCAUAGCAGAGCUGAUGUGAGUUCUUUGCACGCUCCCGCAAUCGGUUCUCUGGGUGAUAGGAGGAAUCGUUCCUUGAAGGAGCGUACCAUUACGGCAACUGUUGAACUUCUCAAGGGGGGCUGCCUUCCGGGCGAUACGGUUCCCGUCAAGAUAUCCGUCCAACAUAACCGCCCAAUCAGAAGCAUGCGUGGCGUUAUUCUGACCCUUUACCGCUUAACGCGAAUCGAUUCAUCACCCCUAUCUUUUACAAGGGAGUCAACGGACCAUGAAGGUCAGCGAACACCAACAGAAGACUUCUUCCCUCGUUUCAGGACAGGACUUGGUGUCCUCUCCUCUUUCUCCUCGAGUAACCCAUACUGCUUGUUUCGAAAGGAUCUUGCACAAGCUUUUGCUCCCCUCAUCAUUAACCCAGAGUCCUUGAAAGCUGAGCUCGUCACCUCCGUGAGGGUCCCAGUGGACGCGUUUCCCACCAUUCAGGAUGUGCCCCACGAGAUUAUAUCGUUCACAUAUCACAUCGAGGUCCUUGUCGACCUCGGCGGCAAACUCGCAAACCAAAUUCGCGGAGGACUUCCCUCUCCUCCAGCGGUCAAUACCCUUGGGGGGCCACCCGGGCUUUCUGAUAGUGCGGCUACUAUGACAGCAUAUGCCGCCAAUAUUCUGGAAACAGACGGUCUUCGGAGACAGAAGGGCGUUAUCUCGGCAGCAUUUGAUCUUGUUGUUGGUACUUUGGACAGCAGUCGCAACCGUGCCAGAAACUCAACAAGGCCAUCUCCUGCUGUUUCUGCUGUUCCUGUGGGUUCUACCCCAAGGCCAAGCCAGGCAGGAGUCCAGCCGUCAGCUUCUCCCCAUGUUGAGCCUUACACGCCUGUGAACCGCCCACAAGCCCAUACCCCCUCACCUAUUGCACAACUUUCUCCUCAGUCUUACCCUUAUUGGAACAAUAUACCUCCAAAACCACUACCCGAACCAUAUCCGAUUCCUCCCCCACAAUUACCGGACGAAAGCGCGCUCAGCGAAAAAGAACGCAUGCGUCUUGCUGAACAACGUCUACUACCCAGCCAACCCCCAGAAGUCCCUUUAGCCAGGCUGUCGCACAGUUCCCACCUCAACCCUUCCCCUAAUAGCGCCUACUCUUCGGAUUCUCAGCCGCCAUUCUCGUUGACAUUCGAGGCUCCUUCUGCUCCAACACUGGAUGAUAUCGCUGCUGGUAGCACGGCGCAAGCGUCUGCAGUGCCUGACGGCGGAACGGAAGACAAGCAAGAGCUGGAGAGGCGGCAGUUGCUGGCCGAGGUGAGCGCUCCCCCACAGUUUCCCCCCGACGGCUAUGGGGGCGACGGCCAGGGAGCGACCGGGAGUCUCUCGUUUUCCGCACAACGGCAGCUAGAGCAACCAACUGCCCCUCCAUUGUCGAUGGUGGAAGGUGACGAUCACAAAGAGCCGUCGGCACCUCCGCCGGAAUUGCUGGGCGAGGAUCCCCAGCCACGGGAUGAUGAGGCCUUGUAUGGGAGGGGCUAUAGCUACGGAGAGUAUACCUCCUCGUAUCUUGCUGCGUGUUUGCCAUAUCAACAACUAUCUGGAGUACAGGCUCAGGGGCAUAUCUCUUCUUCUGGGCAGCAUAACGGGGGGAAUGAGCCAUUGCCGAAAUAUGAGCAGUGA